AUGAAAUCGCUAGAAAUACCCAAAGAUGCGAAAUUUGUAUCAUUUGAUGUUAAGGAUCUUUACCCAUCGAUACCAACGGCAGAAACAGUUACCAUCUUGACUAAAACUUUGAUAGAAAAAACAGACAAGAACGUAGCAACGGAAAUCGUGAACACACUGAGGGUAACACUAGACCAAAACUACUUCAAGUUUAAUAACAAAAUAUAUAGACAAACUAACGGGCUAGGUAUGGGUAAUCCCACAUCUGCAAUUUUAAUUGAAGUAUUCAUGCAACAUUUAGAUGAAAAGUAUAUGACGGAGCUGACAACAAGCCGGGGAGUAAAGUUCUACGCAAGAUACGUCGAUGACAUCAUAUGUCUUGUAACGGGAGACAAGGAAGAACAAAUUCAAGGCUAUCUCAACGACCAACACACGAAUAUAAAUUUCACUAUGGAUAAGGAAAACGAAGGUAAAAUAAACUAUUUGGACAUAACAAUUAAAAUAAAUAAGGUUACCAACAAAUGCGAAUUCGGGAUAUAUAGAAAGCCCACGGCCACAGACACGAUAAUACACAAUACUUCAAACCACCCUCAACAGCACAAGCCUUUAGACAUCUAA
This is a messenger RNA of Rhagoletis zephyria (snowberry fruit fly), 597 nucleotides long. RefSeq lists its product as uncharacterized. NCBI's taxonomy places the organism in Eukaryota, Metazoa, Arthropoda, Insecta, Diptera, Tephritidae. The record is from RefSeq and is a predicted model, not a curated record.